UAGAGCCAACACAUCAGUAACUGUAACCAUGACCAUGGGAAAGAUCAUCUUCUACGAGGACAGGAACUUCCAGGGUCGUUCCUAUGAGACCAGCAGCGACUGCCCUGACAUGUCCUCCUACCUGAGCAGGUGCCACUCCUGCAAGGUGGAGAGCGGCUGCUUCAUGGUCUACGACCGCACUAACUUCAUGGGAAACCAGUUCUUUGUCAGGAGGGGCGAGUACUCUGACUACCAGCGUUUGGGCAUGAGCGAUUGCAUCAGGUCCUGCCGCAUGAUUCCCAUGGGUCAGUUCAGGAUGAAGAUCUACGAGAGGGAGAACUUCGGCGGUCAGAUGAACGAGGUGAUGGACGACUGUGACAACAUCCAGGAGCGUCACCGCAUGUCCGAGUGCCAGUCCUGCAACGUGAUGGACGGCCACUGGCUGAUGUACGAGCAGCCCCACUUCAGAGGCAAGCAGAUGUACCUGAGGCCCGGAGAGUACAGGAGCUUCAGGGACAUGGGCAUGAGCGGCUCCAGGUUCCAGAGCAUGAAGCGCAUCGUGGAUUCCUGUUAUUAGAGCACCAGUGUAUGAGCGAAAUUUUGAAUAAAAUUUUGUGAUU
Molecule: messenger RNA, 599 nt
Organism: Labrus bergylta (ballan wrasse)
Lineage: Eukaryota; Metazoa; Chordata; Actinopteri; Labriformes; Labridae
Source: RefSeq, a predicted model, not a curated record